Messenger RNA from Plasmodium coatneyi, 2733 nucleotides. RefSeq lists its product as uncharacterized. The record is from RefSeq and is a predicted model, not a curated record. The coding region runs from base 1 to 2733 and encodes 910 amino acids. The transcript has 6 exons. Gene Ontology annotation, molecular function: protein binding. Lineage: Eukaryota; Apicomplexa; Aconoidasida; Haemosporida; Plasmodiidae.
AUGAUUACCGAUUCGGAAGCCCCAACGUACAAUUUUAACAGCGAUGAUGAAGCGCCUUGCGAGUACCUGAACGAUGUCUAUGCGAUAAGCGAAGACACUUUUUCGUUUAAAAUUAUCAAGCAGUUGGGGGAGGGCUACUACAGUCCCGGAAAUGGACACAAAGUAAAAAUAAUAUACUACAAACUAGGUUCCGAGGACAAAAUCGCUAGUGCUAACGUGUAUUUAGGAAAGAAUGACAAACUACCCUAUAUUUGCGAAAUUGCUGCAAAAUGUAUGAAGCCAAAUGAGGUCAGUAUCAUUCAGGCCCCAAAGCUAUUUACAAAAACAUUUAGCAACUCUGAACGGAAGAACAAGUAUGAUAGGAAGGAAAACUUCAGGACGGAGUUUAAAAAGGCCCUAAGAUUUAAGCAGAAGUGCGUCGAAAAGUACAUAAGCUAUUCCAUCGUGGAAAACUUGAAAAGAAUAAAAUUAAGUUCAAACGAUGUAAAAUUGCUGGUUCGGAAAAGCAAAUUAAAGAAGGGUAACCGGGAUGUAAAUAAGGAUGUGGCGGAAAAAAACGCGCCGAAUGUAGAACUGAAAGAAGAAGACCCACACAAGUGCUCACAAACGUUGACCUUAGAAGAUAUUAACAAUGUAAGGUAUAAAUUUUUAAAGGAGGAAGAACUGAGCACAUACAUUGUGUACUUGAAAGAAUAUAACCGAGUCGAUAUUCUAAACGAUGACAAAACAAUUAUAAAGGAAGUCAUGCGAGAAGGAAAAGGAAUUUUUACCCCGAAAAAAAAUGAUUACAUUGAUUUUUUCAUACAAGAUGGAAAGAAGGGAGAGUUUAUUCACACCACCUUGGAGGAACAUAAUUUAAAAUAUAGGGGGCUCUUCAAAAUUUUGCAAAAUAUGAAAAAAAAAGAAAUGUCCAAAAUUGUUCUUAAAGGUUUGGAAUGUCUCCACGUCAACCACGCCGCGAAAAACACACACUUAGAAAAAGAUCUGCCAAAUGGUCAGGAAAAAAAACCAAACGACACGCAGGUCAUCGUGAAAGAGACAAAGUUGUCCAACAUUGAAACAAAUCAAGUGAAACAAAAUCAGGGUGAGAUAGAAAAGGGAAAGGAUGUCGAUUUGAAUUUUAGAGACGAAUUAUCCAAGCUGAAGAAAGAAAUAAUUAUAGAACUAGUGGACUUUAGAAAGUCCAAACUGGUUAAUUUUUCUUCAAUCAUCAACCUGAACAACACGGAAAAGCUACUCUUUUACAUAUCCGAAGAGGGAAAAAAUAAACCCCCAAACAAACCAAUCAUUGACACCGAUUGUGAGUUGAUAAUCCAUUUAAGUAUCCAUAAUGAUAAGGACAGGACGAAAGGGAAAAGAAUGUGUUUGCCGGUUCAUUUCUGGAAGAACAAUGGCAGUAUUAAAAGAAGAAAAGCGUUUUUUCUUUUUUCGUAUGGGUCAUGUUUUACGGCUCCUCUUUGGUUUUAUGAAUGUUUCAAGGGGCUAAAGGAGGGGGAUGAAGUAAUCAUUCCCUUAUCAAAAAACAGGAACAUUUUUUCGGAGAACCAGUUCGCUUACCAUUUAAUUUUUGAGGAAACUGCCCAAGGGGAAGAAGCGCAACACAACCGACACGGCAAUGGUGAAAAUGAAGAUCAUAUUGAAAGGAACAAUGAAGUAAAGGACGACCGGAAGAAGUCCACCCCAAAUGACAGUCACCAAAUAAUAAGAAGGAACCAUUCGGGGAGGAAAUCGUCCAAAAUAAACGACCGAAAUUUUGUGAAACGCCUGAUUUCCAAUCGAAAUAAGGGCAAAGGCUUCUUCCUGAUUGACGGCUUGAAGGAAAACCAAGUGGAUCGUUUUUGCGAAGGUUUUUUUUCAUCGCAAACGUGCCUCAUCGAUGGAACUAAAGAUGAGGCCGAAUCGACAAGAUUGCCCUUCCUUUGUAGCUCCUUCCUAAGAGUCAGACGCAAAAAAUUUUACAAAAGUGUAGCUAACAUUCAAAAAAAGGAAAAACUUAACAGGAUGAAGCAUCAGCUGAGUAGACAACUUUACGAAGAUAACUUUUCAAACGAGUGCAUCUCAAAAAAGAUUGAACAGAAAGGACAAAAAACGGAUAAUUUUUCAUUCUUUAAGAGAGCCCUAAAAAAUGUGUACUUUGAGAAAUCCUUUUACGAAAAAAAUGCCAUUUUAAAAAUUAAAAUUGUUAAACUUAUUUGUAAGAGGAAAGACCCGUGGAAUAUGAACACGUCAGAACAAAUUGAGUACCUAAAAAUUUACAACAAAAUGGGCAAUACGUUUAUGAAAAAAAAUUUGCCGUAUGCAGCGUCACUACAAUACAUAAAAGGCUUCGAUAUAUUUCGCUUUUCCAAAAUGUACAGUUCAAUUUUUGAGGAAAAGAAAAUAAAUGUGUCAAAUUUAGCCAGUGAUGACAUGACCAAGGAACUCGUACUACACAUGGAAAAGAUACUAACCAAUUUGGCUAUUUCUCACUACAAAUUAGGAAACUACAAUGAAUGUGUUAAGUAUGCAGAAAGCGCUGCUAUUAUAAAUCCAGAAAAUAUUAAAUGCAUUUAUUGGAAACACAUGGCAUAUUUGCAACAAAAUAAAUAUCACCAAAUCAUAAAAAAUUUAAACAAUUCUUUUUGCCUCAACAAUUUAACACUGCUUAAGUUGUAUAACACUGCACGCGUAAUAAAGAAAAAACAAGACGCCCACUUUAAUUCACUUUUCUACGCCAUGUACGAUCAGAAGUGA